Pleurotus ostreatus (oyster mushroom) is the source of this 1248-nucleotide messenger RNA. RefSeq lists its product as uncharacterized. Lineage: Eukaryota; Fungi; Basidiomycota; Agaricomycetes; Agaricales; Pleurotaceae. The record is from RefSeq and is a predicted model, not a curated record. The coding region runs from base 1 to 1248 and encodes 415 amino acids. The transcript is spliced from 5 exons. Gene Ontology annotation, cellular component: alpha DNA polymerase:primase complex. Gene Ontology annotation, biological process: DNA replication, synthesis of primer.
AUGGAUGCCACUGCUAUGCCCACCUUUUAUCGCAGAAUAUAUCCGUACAAAUCCAUCUUUCUGUGGCUGAACCACGAACACAAUCCCACCAAGCUUUUCACGCAUCGUGAAUUUGCGUUCACCUUGCCGGGCGAUGUGUACCUUCGCUACCAGUCCUUUGCAAACGCAGAAGAGUUCAAGAAACAGCUAUGCUCUAUGACACCGACGCGCUUCGAGAUCGGACCUGUCUACAGUGGCAGGCCCAGAGACAGGAAGACUCUACGGCCUAGCGCAUUUGUCCCCGUGCAACGCGAACUCGUCUUUGAUAUAGAUAUGACGGACUACGACAACAUUCGGACAUGUUGCUCUGGCGCUGCGAUAUGCAAGCGCUGUUGGGGCUUCAUCGCUGCCGCAGUCAAGGUCCUCGACAAAGCUAUCAGAGAUCAAUUCGGCUACCAGCACCUUCUCUGGGUGUACUCAGGUCGUCGAGGUAUUCAUUUAUGGAUAUCAGACCAAGAGGCUGUCGAUUUGACGGACGAUCAAAGAAAGGCAAUCGUAAAUUACCUCACAGUCGUCGCCACGUCGAAGGAGGCUAGUAAACACCUCAAUGUGAGGUCUAACGGUGCCCUUCCAUCUUUGCUAAGCAAUGCCCUCCUUGACUUGGGCACUAUUUUCGAUUCUUUGAUUCUCAAGGAUCAAGAUCUAUUUGCGGGGGAACAGGCAUGGUUGGCACUUCUCGAACUACUUCCGCAAUCAAUGAGGGGGACCCUUGAAGCCAAAUGGUCGUCCGGAGAAAAGAACUCCUCUGCAAAAUGGGACGACGUGAAAGGAGUGAUUAAUGGCUUGAAGUCGCAAUCUCCUGCGGCUUUCAAUACAGCAUUGGCUGCUAUGGAAGAUAUAGUAAUUAGUUAUACGUAUCCACGCCUUGAUGCAGAGGUCUCUAAGCAUCGGAACCAUUUGCUCAAGGCUCCUUUCUGCGUCCAUCCUGGUACAGGCAGAGUCUGCGUGCCAGUCGACCCCAGCGAGGUGGACAUGUUCGACCCUGCUGCGGUCCCAACGAUUGGCCAGCUCUUACAGGAAUUAGAUACGAUACGUGAGGGAUCGUCUGAACUUCCUCAGGAACAUCACAACGACUGGGAGAAAACAUCACUCAAACCAUACGUCGACAUGCUGGACAAACAUUGUUUACGCCUGGUGGAAGAAGCCCGACACGCUCGGCGCGGGGCCCCAGGCAAGUAUUUGACCGUGCUUUUCGGGCGACCUUACUGA